GGGGGGGGUCGGCAAAGCCAACCGAGACGCCCAAGUUCCCCUCGUCCUCUCAACCCAGACCCACGCCCACGAUGAACCGCUUCGUCACAGAGGUCAGGACAAAGUUCAACCCGUUCUCGCCCAGCGCGAGGCCGGCGCGGCUGUUUCUGGCAUACCUCCCGCCCGACGCCCGCGCCUCGGGCAUGAACAUCACCACCACUCUGCUGCCCAAGACCUCGACAGAGCCGCCAUUGCUGCAGGUCAAGUUCAAGGACGGCAAGGAGAUGAACCUCGAAAGCGAAAAGCUCGGCAUAAAGGGAAUCCUCGAAGAAAUCGACAGGCAUUGCAGAGUACUGCAGAAGCAGGCCGACCUAAGUGAUUAAGGGUUUUGUGAAGGGAAGCGGGACCGCCGUGAGGCCACUUUCAAGUCUGGGCGUCUUGUGAUGAGACAGAUAUAUCAACACUUUGCCGCACGAGCAACCUUGGAGAGGCUGGUCAGCUGUGCAAAGCAGCAACGUAUCACCCAUGCAACAAAACGCGGCAUGAGCUUUGAGGGUUUUCACGGCCUUGUACAGUAGCCACGUAUGAUACCCACGCCACAAUGACAAACGGGACGCAGACAUGAGAUGAGAUGAACCUGACAGUCUUGAAAGAGCCCAAGCCAACAAGCAAUCAUCCAUAGUGCUUUUCUUUAUUUCCUUUGGGUUCUGGUUGCUCUAUCUUCACGACCUAGACGUUUGCGCCUCAAGAAAUCGACAUGAUCA
Gaeumannomyces tritici R3-111a-1 is the source of this 743-nucleotide messenger RNA. Its product is annotated as mitochondrial ribosomal protein L44. Gene Ontology annotation, cellular component: mitochondrial large ribosomal subunit. Lineage: Eukaryota; Fungi; Ascomycota; Sordariomycetes; Magnaporthales; Magnaporthaceae. The coding region runs from base 72 to 362 and encodes 96 amino acids. The transcript has 2 exons. Gene Ontology annotation, molecular function: structural constituent of ribosome. The record is from RefSeq and is a predicted model, not a curated record.